AUGGACGCCAGCGCCUCCCCGCUGCAGCACGCCCAGGCGGCCGUGUUCUUCGCGCUGCUGCUGCCCGCCGCGGCGCUGCUGGCGGCGCACCUGCUGCUGCGGCGGCGCCGCGGCUUCGUGCGGCUGGCCGAGAGACUGCCCGGCCCGCCCGGCUACCCGCUCAUCGGCAACGCGCUCGAGUUCGUCGGCAAGGCGGAUCAGGUGUUCGACAAGAUGUCCGCCCACGGCGACAAGUACAGCACCGUCAUGAAGGUGUGGGUCGGCCCCAAGCUGAUGGUGUUCCUGUCCGACCCGCGCGACGUGGAGAUCAUACUGGGCAGCUCUGUCUACAUAGACAAGUCAACGGAGUACAGGUUCUUCAAGCCGUGGCUGGGAGAGGGACUGCUCAUAAGUUCAGGCAGCAAGUGGCGCGCGCACCGCAAGCUGAUCGCGCCCACCUUCCACCUGAACGUGCUCAAGUCGUUCGUGGAGCUGUUCAACGCCAACAGCGAGGCCGUGGCGCGCAAGAUGGCGCGCGAAGAGGGCCGCGAGUUCGACGUGCACGACUACAUGAGCGAGUGCACCGUCGAGAUACUGCUGGAAACCGCGAUGGGAGUGAGCAAGAAGACCCAAGAUAAAAGUGGGUUCGAGUACGCCAUGGCUGUCAUGAGGAUGUGCGACAUCCUUCACCUGAGGCACACCAAGGUGUGGCUGCGGCCCGACUGGCUCUUCAACCUCACGCGCUACGGCAAGCACCAGACCUACCUGCUGGACAUCAUCCACGGCCUCACCAAGAAGGUGAUCCAGAAGAAGAAGGAGGAGUUCGGCCAGGGGCAGAAGCGCUACAUCUCCGGGGACUCCGGGGACUCCGGGGACUCCGCGGGACCGGCUCCGGGGACUCCGGCGCCAGGACUCCGGGACGACCUGGACGAGCAGGACGAGAACGACGUGGGCCAAAAGAAGCGGUUGGCAUUCCUGGACCUCAUGCUGGAAAGCGCUCAGAACGGCACCAGUCUCACAGACGAAGAGAUUAAAGAAGAGGUGGACACUAUCAUGUUCGAGGGCCACGACACCACAGCUGCGUGUAGUAGCUUCUUCCUCUCGCUGAUGGGAAUACACCAACACAUUCAGGACAAGGUGCACGAGGAGCUGCAGGACAUCUUCAAGGACUCGGGCCGGCCGGUGAGCUACCAGGACACGCUGGACAUGAAGUACCUGGAGCGGUGCAUCCUGGAGACGCUGCGCCUGUACCCGCCCGUGCCGGUCAUCGCGCGGCAGCUGCAGGAGAACCUCAAGCUGGCUUCUGGCGACUACGUGGUCCCGGCGGGAGCCACGGUGGUGGUGACCACCUUCAAGGUGCACCGCCGCGCCGACAUCUACCCCGACCCGCUGACCUUCGACCCGGACAACUUCCUGCCGGAGAGGAUGAGCAAGCGCCACUACUACUCCUUCAUCCCCUUCAGCGCCGGGCCCAGGAGCUGCGUGGGCCGCAAGUACGCGAUGCUGAAGCUGAAGGUGAUCCUGGCGACGGUGCUGCGCAAGUACCGCGUGCACUCCAGCCUGAAGGAGCAGGACUUCAGGCUGCAGGCGGACAUCAUCCUGAAGAGGGCCGAGGGCUUCAGGAUCCGGCUGGAGCCGCGGGCGGAGGCGAAGACGAAGACGCAGUGAAGGGCGACGUGUCGCCGCCGUUUGCAAGACAACCGGCCGCGUGUCCUCGCAGCUCGUAGACCUUUAUGUGCGCGGCACGGCCUGAACGUGCGUUUCAGAUAACCAGCAUGUUUCGGAAUUCCCCUUCUGGCUGUCAUUCUUGCCAAAACAACUUCACAAAUUUCAACUUGUAAACAACCCAUACCGCACCUGUUCCAACUUACGACAUUUUAACGCCAUCCGGAGUGAAGAAAACACUUAGGAAGAAAUCAAAUUCAUUAAAUUUUACUGCAACUUCAGAGAGAUAUAUAUAAAAAGGGUUUGUUAAAACGAAAUCUAACACUUCUUACAGCGAGAGUAUUGUGAUUUUAGUAUUGCAGGAACACGGGCACUGUUCGGAUUAAAUGUUACGUGCAUCAAUGAAUAUAUCUUGUUUGUUGUUGUUUUCGCGUUAGGUUCAGAGUAAAAAAAAUCUUAAAUGGUCUGACAGUUUUAGGCAUAGACACUCAUAUAAUCAUAUGGUAUACUCCAACGCCUUGAACUAUAAUAUCCCUUCAAUUUUAUUACAGAGUGUCAAUUUUAAAAAUCGGAUAAAGGUGUAGUCACAGUAUAGUUUUAGGUUUGAAUGCUGUUAUUUUUACAACUUUCCAGCUGCAUAUAAACCGAAUAUGUCUAUGCUUCCUUAAAAUUUUUAUUCAAAAUAAAUAACAUAUAUUAUUUCUGUAACAAGUUGUGUCUGUCAUUCUUGAAAAACAAAUUCUCUUGUAAUAACGUUUUAUGACUUACUCGUCAACACAUAAACGCUAUUUUGUUAACAUUAUGAACAAUAAUAAUCAAUCGUGUAUGAUUUAUUACCCACCAAAUUUGUACAACCUGUAGCUUCUUUUCUGCAAAAAGAGUAUGGAGUUCUUAACAUAGAAGUGAGUAUCAAUAUUUACAAAACAAAAAUAUCAAAAUUACGUUGCGACAUCAUCUCAUACCUAGAUGGCCUUAACAACUAAAAUAUCAUACUUAUAGUUAAAAUUAAUUCUACAAAAUUUGAUCUUUUGACCUUCAGGUUUCUAUAAGGAUAGCUAACGAAGCUGAAAUAUAUAUUUUUUUGUUUUUCUUUUGAAGUUUUACGACAUUUAAAUAAAAUUAUAUUAUCUAUGAAAGAUUUGUGCAAUGGGAGUGCAUGACUUGAUGUAAGCUUUUGUGCUUUAGCAAUGUCGUAUGUCCAAAAGCUUACAUCAAGUCAAAGAGGUUAUAAAAAUACAUUUUCCCUUAAAUCUUAAAAACUGUUGUGUAUUAUAUUAAAUUAUAAUUAAUAUAUAAUUAUUUUUCUAUUAUUGUGAUUUUGCUAAGGUGCCUCAAAGUAAACAACUUGUUUGUAGUGACAUGGUAAUUAAAACAGAACAUGCAAACCGGUCACGGAGGUGAAAAUAGACAUUCAGCCUUGCAAUGUACUGGCAUGGGAAGCGGAAAUUGUCAUUAUGUCAAAUCUAUGAGCUGUAAUUUUACACCAGGAAGCAGUCAUACAUUAUGUAACCAUGGAGAAAUGUGAACACAGUAAGCAUGUGUACAAUUAUAUAUAUGAGUUUGUUAAUGAAAUUUAAG
Bacillus rossius redtenbacheri is the source of this 3222-nucleotide messenger RNA. It is a transcript of the gene Cyp4g15, whose product is annotated as cytochrome P450 4g15. The transcript is spliced from 12 exons. The record is from RefSeq and is a predicted model, not a curated record. Bases 1 to 1647 code for a protein of 548 amino acids. Gene Ontology annotation, molecular function: oxidoreductase activity, acting on paired donors, with incorporation or reduction of molecular oxygen; iron ion binding; monooxygenase activity. NCBI's taxonomy places the organism in Eukaryota, Metazoa, Arthropoda, Insecta, Phasmatodea, Bacillidae.